CUGUAAAAUUUCAACUAGUUGGCGGUACAAUAUCGCAGACGACAGAGUAGAGUUAAGAUGUGUGCGAAGGACGUUACGACGUCAGAGGUGUUGUGAACAAAUAUAUACAUAUAUCUAUAGAUACAUACAUAUACUUGAGGAGUUGUCAUUGAGAAAAGACGCGGGAAAACACGUAUUUGAUCGAACUGUCACAAGCGCCAUGUCCAUGCCGCACCGAACACACAGACAGCACUGUUUUCUGUGCGACUUGCCUCGCACCCCUUGGGCAAUGUUGCACGACUUCUCCGAGUCGGUCUGUAGAGGGUGUGUCAACUACGAGGGACCCGACAGGAUCGAGAUGAUCAUUGAAGCGGCUCGACAGAUGAAGCGCGUGCACGGGUUUCAGGAGCGAACGUCGCUGAAACCGACUAAUGUGCCCGCUCAUGCAGGAAGUGCACGUGCUGCUUCGCUCGAUUCCCAGAACAUGGAACCGCCGAGGGCGCACCACGGACCGCCGCCCAUCGAUAGAUUUUCAGUGCACGACGGCCACCGCGGCCCUAACGUAAUGGAUUACCCAAGGCUUCCCAAUGGAUUAACAUUAGGCCACAGUAUACAUCGACCUGAUGAACUUCUGACUGACUUGCAGCGUGGAAGUCCACAUCUUGCGCGUGGAUUAACUCACAAUCCCAUGCCAGCACCUAUGUUGCGGCAACCCCAUUUUGGAUGUUCAGGCUCAAUGCUUCACCCUCCAAUUAUGAAUGGAAAACGUGCUGAACACGAGGAAGAAGAAACUUCUAAUCAUUCCAGUAGUGAUGAUGCAGGACCAAAAAAUGGUUCACCUGAGGAUUCAAAUAGUAGACCCUUUCAGGUAAAAGACACUUUAAAUGUAUUGGCAACUACCGUUCCAUUUGAAGUGAGGUUAAAAAAGGAUCCCUUGUUGUUGGGGCGUAUAUUUUCAUUCGAUGUAGGCACAAAACACCCUACAGAGUACGAACUAAGAGUUUAUCUUGAAUAUCCCCUUGGCUCAGGAACCAUAUAUAAUGGCGUGUCCAGCGUGGUAAAACAAAUGCAUCAUGACUGCCAAAAGGAUUAUGGGAAGGGAUUGUCAUCUGGAUUCAAGCAUCUGGAAUAUGAAAUGAAGCAUGGUGGUGGUGACUGGAGACUGUUGAGUGAUAUGCUUCCAGAACCAGUGAGGUUUUUUAGAGAACCUGUAAAUCGUGAAUUGCUUCCUACUCCAUAUGUUGACAGUAGUUUGCCAUCUCUUCCCAGUGCAAGCAUACUGGCUAGAGGACCAAAUCGUAAGAGUUCAAGUAGUAUGGUUCUUUUCUAUGAUGGACGGAAGAGGAAAAGUUCACCAGAUGAUGAUGAUGAUGUUGGAGGAAAGUUGACAGAAGAACAACAUAAGAGACAACAGUGGAUGCAGAAUCAUGCUGAUGCCAUAAAAUUGACUGUUUCAUCGGCCACCUGUGGGUUAGGUGUGCCCAGUUCAACAUCUUUGUCCCCACAGAGUAACCAUGCCUCGACCCCGCCUGAUGUUGCGGUGGGACACAAUGGACCAUCACCCAUGGCAGCACUAAUGAAUGUCACUGAUAAUCUUGUUCAGCAUGGUUCUCCAUCAAAUACAGAAAGUGGUAGCAUUAAAUCUCUUGGCCCUAGACUUGAUGGCCAUUCACCCAGCCAUCCACCUUUGUUACGAGGACGUCUUGUUUCCACAUUUGGACCCAUUUCUGAUGCUGGUAUUGGAAGUAGUAUACCAGAAUCGACAGUGCCAAGUGCGGAAAUCUUGAGGUGUACUCUGUGCCACGAGAGGCUUGAAGAUACCCAUUUUGUUCAGUGCCCUUCAGUUGGUAUCCACAAGUUUUGUUUCCCAUGUUCCAAAGAUAGCAUCAAGAGACAAGGUUCAGGAUCCGAAGUGUACUGUCCCAGUGGGAAGAAGUGUCCCCUGGCAGGAUCAAGUGUUCCUUGGGCAUUCAUGCAAGGCGAAAUUGUAACUAUUUUGGGAGAUGAUUUCAAGGAAACAAAAAUUAAAAAGGAAAGAGAUGCAUGAUUAUGAAUAUAUUUAUGACAUGUACUUACUUGAAAGCUUUGCUAUGAACAAAUUGAAUCAUGAAUUAUCUUGGAGGGAAAAAAAGUACUUUGUGUUCAUUUAUUUUCAACAAUUUGUCAUUUGGAUGUUUAUUCAUCGAACACAUUAAAUUCUGUGAAUACUGCUCAUAUUUUUGUUAAAUGGUUGUUGAGGUUGGUUACUUUAUAAUGAAAGGAAAGACAUUAUGGGACGUGUAAGGUCCUAACUGAACCCCGAAGUAUCCAAGAUGUGUGAUUGACUUUCUUCAUUUUGUUUACCCGUGGCUCUGCUAUUUUGUGAAUGACUGUCAAGCAGGAAAAGCACCGCUUGAACUAAGGAUUUAAAAUCUCCUGUGAUGGUGAACAUGAGCUGGCAACACGUUCUGUACAUAGUGUGAUUGCAUGGCCACAGAGUCGAACUCCCGAUACCUCAAAGUAUGUGCUAAAUGCACUUUGUGGCAUAAAAUGUGGCUUUACGAGAUUUCAAUAUUACAUUGUUGCUUUGACGUGUAAGAUAACUGAUACAAACUAUUUAUGUCAGCAUUACAUUGUAUCUUACAUUCUUGCCUUUGUCAGUUUUAGUAUGAAGGUUUUUUUUUUGUUAUUGUUUUUUUGUAAAAUUUAAAUUUAAACAUUUCAUCAAUGACAUGUCAGAUGUGAUUUUUCAACUUUUAAUCUGAUAGUGAUAGCAGCUUUUUUCUUCUUUUUUUGACAUAAAAUAACUAUAAUAUUUCAAAAUCAUAAAUAAGCGUAAAUAUGUUCACAAGUUUUUUACAUAUACAAUUGUAUAUAUAUAUUGUACUUGUGAUUAACCUAACCAUAGUAUACAAGGACUAUGUGGUACAUCGACAAUCCAAAUGUAGUUUUAAACUAAACUGAUUUUGAAGUGAAAUGCUUCUCUAUGUGACUGCUAAUUUUCAUGCGCUCUAAUAUCCUAAUAUCAGUCUAGAACAUUUAAUAGAGGAUAAAGGUUCACCACAUAACUAAGUAAGAGUUCGUGUGAAUUAAAUUUGUGUAACUGUCUGACGGACACGUGAACAGAAUGAUAGUGUGCAUGAAAUAUUGUGCCCUUAAAUAAUUUUCACAAAGUAGACUGGAUCUGAUUUGAAAUGCUGAAUUGUUUUUGUUUUUUAAAUGGGUAUCACAUGUCUGUGCUGAAUGAACACUUGGUAAUUAGAUGUCUUGAUUGUAAUUUGAAGACUCAUUACCAGGGCUUGAACUUAACGAUGACACCAACAGCAAUUGCCAUCAUUUAUAUAUUAAUUGCCGUAGGUCGGGAGCAUCACCUGCAGCACAAAAGUGCCGUUAUUGAAGCUCCUCAAUGAUGACAAAAUGUUUACACCUGGUGUACAUUAGCUGCCAGUAUAUAACAUUAAUAAAUAGGUCUACAUACAGCAAAAUAACCAUUCAGUCUUAUUUAUUUGCUGAAAAUGUCUUCUUUUUUAAAUUGCAGAGGGCAGGGUUUAAAUUGCUGUCAGUGGACCGUUUCAUCCAUGGCAAUUUUGUUUCAUCCAUGGCAAUGUUGUAUUUAAAUUGCCGUGGGAGAUUAUUCAGCAAGUGCCCAGCAUUGAUAAUAUACCAUCAUACAUCGGAUGUAAUGGUGACACUGACACUCACUCCCACACGGGUUAACUUGUUCAGCACAAUAGCAGCUCUAGGCUAGCUUAUUCAGUCUUAUAUAUUUAAUUAUUUAUUGUAAAGUGAAACAAUGAGUAAGUAGCCCAUCUGCAAUGUCAUUUCAGGUGGUUUAAUUUUUAAAAUAAACAUACAUGUUGGGGGAAAUGUAUUUCAGACAGUUUUUAAUCAUAUAAGAGGUCAUGGAAAAAGUAUUAAGAUAUAUUCUAGCUUAUGCAUUAUUGAUUUAUUGGAUACAUACAUUCUUUGCAAUUUUUUUUUUUUAAUUCCCUUAUUCUUGUGAGAAGAUCACAUUUACAACCAACAGUGCUCAGAAAAAAACUAUAAAUUAAUGCCAGUUUAUUUAAGCUUUGCAAAAUACAAUUUGUGGUUAGUUUAUUAGUAUAUGUGUCCAAGGCAGGGAACAUUUUGUUCAGUAUCGCGUCACUGUUCACUACUCAAUUCAAAACUGAAGAAUUUAUAGUAGUUGCUAAUCAAUUUUUAAUCAAUUAACUGUUGCACAAAAUUCUGUAAACUAAAUAUUCCUUGCAAGGUAUUUACUACUGAUCUGGAUUGGAAGCAAAACUUUGUGAAUGUCUUGCUUCAAUUGUUAAGGUUCAUCCAUUUGGUAUCUACAUCUGUGUAAACAUUUUAUUUAAUGUUAGACAUACCCUCUUAAUCCAUAGGCACUAAUUUAGUCAACUAUUUUUUUGUGGCCAUUUUUUUGGAAUUGAGCAGAAUGACUUAUUUCCUUCCAAGUGUUUAACCAUUUGGCUACCUCACCAUCACCAACCAGGACUCUAAUUUAACAGUGGUCCUAGUCAUAUGCUACAAUGCCCAGGAAAUUGAACAGUCUCACAGCCAAAUUGGAUGUGCCUUAUUGGUCAUUAUACAUGAACACGACUCCAGAAAGUUGUUUUAUUGCAAAAACACAAAAUUGUUCAUUUGUUUAUUUUUAAGGGGUGCUGUUUUUGUUAUAUUAAGACAUUUGUGUUGAAGUUUGCAUUGUUGCCUUCCCUAAUGCCUCCCAGAAAUCUUCAUAGAUCUAAGCCAAAUGGAAUUAUUGGUCAUUAUACACGAAUGCGACUUCUGAGUUGUUGUAUUGCAAAAACAUGAAACUGUUCACUUUUGUUUGUUUUCAAGGGGUGCUGUUUUGUUAUAUUAAGACGUGUUGAAGUUUGCUUGUUGCCCUCCCUAAUGCCUCCCAAAAAUCUUCAUACGUCUGAACCAAACGGACUUUCCUUCAUAUUUGACAAAUUUGAAGCCUGGUCAACAUGUGAAUGAAGUCACAUUAACUUGGGUUAAAGUUCCUAUACUAUAAUAUGAUCACAUUUCUACUUGGGGUUUUUUUGUGGGGUUUUUUGUUUUGUUAACAGAUAUCAUUCUGGUAUAUUUUGGUUAUAUUUUAUGAUGCAAUUUCAGAAUUUUGUUUACUUUAAUGCGAGGAAGUCGAUUAAAGUUUCUCUAAUUGUUUUAAACUUUGGAUCUUUUAAUUGAUUACUUUCAAAUUGCAUGGUUUUUCACCAAGUGGUAGUGUAUUGAUGAAAUUGCUUGAAACAUAUUUUAUUGCUUUUUGAAAAAAACACCCCAACAAAACAAAUGGAUUUGGCACAAUCAAUUGCAUAGGCUUACCUCAAGUCCCAUGGAUUUGACUACUGGGCAAUUAAGGUUUAUUAGAACUUGGUUCUAGAGUUUGGCUAAGAUUUCAUUGAUCAAUUGUCUUUAACUCCUGAAUUCUUUAGUGUCCAUCAAUUGAUAGUGCAUACCUCCAGUCCCAUGAAUGUGACCCUAGGGCAAAAUCAAGUUCAUUUAGAACCAUUUAAAGGUGCUAUAUCAAAGUUGAAACUAAUAUUUAUUUUCACAUUUGUUUGUGAUGAAUAACUACAGAUAAUCAAUCCCAUACAUGAUCUUUGCAUAAAUAGCUCGGGAAUAUCAAAAUUGAAAUAUGCUUGCAUGCUGUGUAAACAGUUGCAUUCAGUAUGAUUAGAUUCCUGUCUUAUCAUCUCGUGUGAAUUAUAAAAUCUGGUUAGUUGACAGAUGAGUGGCACAAGGACAGUAAUGUUACCUCAGCUAAAUGCAUCCAGUUCAAUUGGUCAUCCUCAAACGUUUCAUAAAUAAACUUUAUUUUCUUCAAGGAAAUUAAAUUAUUUGGUUGUAAUUUUGAUGGACGUAGUUGACAAAUAGUAUUUACAUUUCACAGCCAAAAAUAAUAAAUUGUGGUGGAAGGCUGCCAUUAUUAAACGUUAAAGAUAGCAUGGAUCCUGUAAUGGAUGGUUUACAUAUUUUGUAUGAGAUUUCACUUGGUGACUAAGUCUUUCAACUAAACAUCCACCUAACCUUCACUUGCCAGAGCUCUUCAUGAAUAUAAGCCAAGCCCAGGAUCAUUAGGACUUGGUUAACUUUCUCAAGUUGCAUCUAUAUUAAAUUCUGUUAAUGGAUGGAUUUCUUUUCUGGUAUGUUUACCAGUCGGGUCUUUUAGCUGCACAUCCUCUAUAUCCUGAUUGACUGCAAUGCAAGGUCAGGGUCAUUUUGAAUAAAGUUGAACUUUCUGCACUUAAUUUUAACUCAAUUCUUUACAAGAUUGGCUUUCGUAUUUGGUAUGCCUGUUCAGGGAGAAACUGCACACCUCAAGCUCAUGAAUCGAGGCAAAGUUCUUCUAAAAUUUAUUUAAAGUUUUUAAAUUGCAUAUAACUAUUUAAUCUUUUUAUGGAUUGCUUUAAUAUUUAAUAUAAAUUUUCAGCCAGCAUUGUUCAUUAAAACUGCACAUCCCUGUGUCAUAAAUGUGAUACCAGAGCAAGGUAGAAAUGUGUUAACAGAUAGCAAGAGUGUAUUGUUUAAAACAGUUUUAAGCUGCUAAGUACUGUAUUGUAAUUUCUAAAUGAUGUGUAAUUACAAAAUACAUUACAAAAUGUUAUCAUAGUGUUGAAUUAAAACGACUGUCUAGCAGUUAUGUGGAUUGAUUUGUUUAGACUAUUCAUUAUUUAGCAUUUGUCAUUGCUUUACCAUUCUAGUUUUUCUUUGCAUCCAUUUAUAACCCAGACAGUGUUAAAUCAUCUAUUUGCCAUUGAUUGAUUAAACAGAUUUAGACCGUCUGUUGUACCUAGGAUUUAAACUACUUUCCAAACAAGAACUGAGCACUAUGGAAUUUGACAAAUAUUGUUUAUAAUAAGUUCAACAAAAUACUAAUUGUGAUAAUUACCAUGUUUAAUGUGACUGUAUUUUGUUUGGGUAAGACAAAUUGAGUUUAACUUUAAAUAUUUUCAAACUGUUUUACCACAACUAUACACCUGUAUGUUUUGUUUCACUUGAGUCAUUAUCUCGUAUGUAUUUGUCUAUCUGUUCUUCUUUAUAGUUACUGCCAGCCAUUUUGGUGUCAUUGCCUAAAUUAAACAUAAAUGUUAUACAUUUAGCUAACAUUAAUACAGGCUUUUAUUUCUGAAUUUUGACUUGAUACCCAUGGCAAUGAUUUUGGGGAAAUCCAGCAUAAUUUCACAUACAAAUAAUUAAAUUUUCUUUGUGUCUAUACACUUUACAGCAAUCGGAUUGGUGCAGAGGUGCUUUUUUUUUCCCGUUCAUAUCUCGAUGAACUCCAAAAAAUUAAGCCACGCCUACUCGCACUACUUUAGUGCAACAAGCCGGAUUAUUCUGGCAAUCAUAUUUAGAUAUUUUGAAGAAAACACGUGAAAGCUACAAAAAAUGUAUACGAUAAAUUAAUGGAAAAUGUUAUAGCAGUGUAGACAUGGAUCUAUAUGCAUUAAUUAAAAAAAAAAAAAAAAAAAAAAAAAAAAAAAAA
Molecule: messenger RNA, 7450 nt
Organism: Gigantopelta aegis
Lineage: Eukaryota; Metazoa; Mollusca; Gastropoda; Neomphalida; Peltospiridae
Product: probable E3 ubiquitin-protein ligase IRF2BPL
Exons: 1
Coding region: 200-2026 (608 amino acids)
Biological process (GO): regulation of transcription by RNA polymerase II
Cellular component (GO): nucleus
Molecular function (GO): transcription corepressor activity
Source: RefSeq, a predicted model, not a curated record